CGUGCCCUAGCACCAGCAGAUCCCAGCGUAGCCUCUCUAGUCUUUCGGCCACUGGGAUUAUAGUACUAGAAAAUCCCUUCCGAUAUCAUGUCUUUUCCCCCACACGAUCUAACGACUCCCUUCAACUUUGCGCAGGAAGAGGAAAAGGUCAUCAAGUUCUGGAGAGAGAUCGAUGCUUUUCAGACGAGUCUGAAGCUCUCCGAGGGUAGGCCUGAGUUUUCUUUCUAUGAUGGACCGCCCUUUGCCACCGGUCUUCCGCAUUAUGGACAUUUGCUCGCUGGCACUAUCAAGGACAUCGUAACUCGCCACGCUCAUGUCUCAGGCCACCAUGUCCCAAGACGCUUCGGCUGGGACACCCACGGUCUCCCUGUCGAACACGAGAUCGACAAAAAACUAAACAUCACGUCUCGGGAAGACGUUAUGAAGAUGGGCCUCGAUAACUACAAUGCCGAGUGCCGCGCCAUCGUCAUGCGUUACGCAGGAGAAUGGCGCAACACCGUCGAGCGGAUGGGACGAUGGAUCGAUUUCGACAACGAUUACAAGACCCUCAAUCUGAGCUUCAUGGAGAGCGUUUGGUGGGCGUUCAAGCAGCUGUUCGAUAAGGGACUGGUGUACCGUGGAUUGAGGGUCAUGCCUUAUUCGACGGGUCUGUUGACGCCCCUAAGUAACUUCGAGGCGGGGUUGGAUUAUCGGGAUGUUAAUGACCCUGCUGUUACUGUGGCGUUCCCACUCGUCGACGAUCUCUCCACAUCGCUCUUGGCAUGGACGACCACACCCUGGACUCUGCCGUCAAAUCUCGGUCUCUGCGUCCACCCCGAUUUCACCUACAUCAAAAUUCACGACCAGGAGCGGGAUCAGAACUUCAUCAUCAACGAAAAGCUCCUACGGACACUAUACAAGGAUCCCAAGAAGGCCAAGUUCAAGAAGCUCGGAACCUUCAAGGGGUCCGACAUGAAGGGUUGGCGAUAUGUUCCUCCGUUCGAGUACUUCACUGAGCGGUACGAGGACAAGGCCUUCCGUAUCCUCAAUGACACCUACGUCACGGACGAGAGCGGAACGGGCAUCGUCCACCAAGCUCCCGCGUUUGGUGAAGACGAUCACCGCAUUGCCCUUGCGCAUGGCGUCCUUCGCGCUGACGAGAUGCCGCCAUGCCCCAUCGAUGACUCUGGCAAGUUCACAAGUGAGGUGCCGGACUUUGUGGGGCAGCAUGUCAAAGUCGCGGACAAGGAGAUUCAGAAGGUGCUAAAGGCAAAGGGACGGUUGAUCGUCCAGUCAACAUUGAACCACUCGUAUCCUUACUGCUGGAGGUCAGGUACUCCGCUACUCUACCGCGCCAUCCCCGUCUGGUUCGUUCGCGUGCAGCCGAUCACCGACCAACUCAUGCAAAACAAUGCCGAGACACACUGGGUCCCACAACACGUCAAAGAGGGACGGUUCGGCAACUGGCUCGCUAAUGCUCGAGACUGGAAUAUUUCGCGGAAUCGCUUCUGGGGGACACCCAUCCCGUUGUGGGUCUCGGACGAUUACAAGGAGAUUGUUCCCGUCGGAUCCGUCGAGGAGCUGGAGAGGCUAUCCGGUGUGAAGGGCAUCACGGACAUUCACCCCGACAAGAUCAACCAUAUCACCAUCCCUUCGCAGCAGGGCAAAGGUGAUUUGAAGAGGAUUGAGGAGGUGUUUGAUUGUUGGUUCGAGUCCGGAAGCAUGCCCUAUGCUCAGCUUCACUAUCCCUUCGAAAACAAGGAACUCUUCGAGAAGACGUUCCCCGCGAACUUCAUUUCCGAGGGUAUUGACCAGACGAGAGGUUGGUUCUACACUCUGUUGGUGUUGUCGUCGCAUCUGUUCGGAAAGGCACCAUGGAAGAACUUGAUCGUGACGGGUUUGGUCUUGGCCGCCGAUGGAAAGAAGAUGAGCAAGAGUCUGCGUAAUUACCCGGACCCGAACUUGAUCAUCAACCAGUAUGGUGCUGAUGCUACCAGAAUGUUCCUCGUCAACUCCCCCAUCGUCCGAGGAGACAACCUCCGCUUCCGCGAAGAAGGCGUCCGCGAAGUCGUCUCCCGCGUUCUCCUACCCUGGCUCAACUCCUUCCGGUUCUUCCUCGGCCAAGUCGCACUGCUCAAAAAAUCCACAGGCCACUCCUUCAAAUACGACGCCCACGCGCCCGUAUCGAACAAUGUCAUGGAUCGCUGGAUCCUUGCGCGGUGUCAGUCGCUCAUCAAACUCGUGAAGGAGGAGAUGGCGGCGUAUAGGCUGUAUACGAUCAUCCCGAGACUGUUGGAUCUGGUGGACGAGUUGACGAAUUGGUAUAUCAGGUUUAACAGGAGGAGGUUGAAGGGAGAGGAUGGGAAGGAGGAUACGGUUCAGGCCCUGAAUACGCUGUUUGAGACGUUGUUCACGCUUUGUAGGACGAUGUCAUCAUACACGCCGUUCUUGACUGAGAACAUUUACCAGACGUUGCGGACGUUCAUCCCCGAGGACCCAAAGGCUGGUGAUACCCGGUCUAUCCACUUCAUCCUCUUCCCAGAAGUGAAGGAGGAGUACUUUGAUCCGGCGAUCGAGCGCCAAGUCAAGCGUAUGCAGAUUAUCAUCGAGCUCACCCGAACCGUGCGCGAGCGCCACAGUAUCUCAUUAAAGACACCUCUCAAAGAACUCCUUGUCUUCCACGCCGACCCGCAAUACCUCGAAGACGUCCGCUCCCUCCAACGCUAUAUCGAAUCCGAACUCAACGUCCGCGACGUCGUCCUUACCUCCGACGAGUCCAAAUCCGGCGUCAAAUACCGCGCCGUAGCCGACUGGUCCGUCCUCGGUCGCAAACUCCGCUCCAACCUCGGCAUAGUCAAAACCGCGCUUCCCGCCCUGACCUCCGAUGAAGUCAAAUCGUACACCGAUACGGGAAGGAUCACCGUCGCCGGCAUCGAGCUCGUCGAGGGCGAUCUGACCGUGCAGCGGUAUAUCGAGGUUCCUGAGGGCGAGGGAGGCCAGUAUGCCACUAAUACGGAUAAUGAUGCGGUUGUGAGGCUGGAUGUGCAGGUCCAUCCGGAGUUGGCGGGCGAGUGGUUGGCGAGGGAGUUGAUUAAUAGGGUGCAGAAGUUGAGGAAGAAGGCGGGGUUGCAGGCUACGGAUGAUGUUGAUGUGUUUUAUAGGUUUGAGGAGGGGGCGGGACAGGAGUUGGUGCAGGCGAUGAAGGACCAUGGAGAGGUUAUUAGGAGGACGGUGAGGAAUGUGCCGGUGGAUGUGAAGGAGAAGAAGGGGGGUAAGGUGUUGAUUGAGGAGGAGCAGGAGGUGGCGGAGGUGAAGUUCGCGCUGUUGUUGGUGAGGGCAUGAGCAUGCACGGUUUAUUUGUGGGUUCAUUCAUGCUGGGCGUUAUGACGGGUAUGAAGAUGAAGUAAAGAGCAGUUGUAAUACAAGACAUUGUUGUUCCAUCUAGAAUACAGAGUUGAUCGCUCUCUUGAAUACAGUACAGAUAGUUACAGCGUGAAAGCAAAAAGCACGAACACGAACAUAGACGCCAGAGAGGACGCAAGGUAUAUCACUUCUUCGUCGACCCGAACCCUCCAAAGCCCAUCAUAUUCAUCAUAUCCACGUCCGCACCACCAGACUCUGCAGCAGUCUGCUGAGCGAGCUCGAGCCUCGCCUUCUCUCGUUGGGCCUUCUUCUGGUUCUUCUUCUCCUCGCGAGCGGCCAAUUCCUUAGCGCGAAUUUCAGCGAGGCGUUGGUCAAAAUCAAAGGCUUUGGCGUUGGACGCGUCUUUUGUCUUCUCGCGAAGGUAGGCAAUUCGUGCACGGACUUGUUCGACGGUCGAACGCUCUAUUCGCGUAGUCUGCCCAAGUGCACGUAGAUGUGCUCGACCAUUGAUGUGGUCCAAGUAGCCAGUACUAUCCUUGUACGUCCGGUUACAUGUUUCGCAGUAGAAACCAGGUUGCCCAGGGCCUCUACCACCAGGGUUCUGCACGACCAUAGUUUUAUUCAGGUUCUUGUCAAGCUCGAGAUCAUGGUCUCGUCGUUUCAUGAGCUCUGUAGGUUUGGGCAGGUCUUGUUUCUUCGCCCGCAGAGGUUUCUUCCCUUGCUUCAUCCGCUCGUCAUUCUCCUUCAUACGGUCGCGCUCCUCCUCGUCUUUCUUCUUCGCUCGUUCAGCAUACUCCUCCUUGUCCCAUUUUCUACGAAAGUCUGUGUCCGCCGCCUUUGCACCAUACGCGCCCUGUUUAUCGGCCAUAGCAGAAGAGAAAGGCAAUAAAGCUGAACUGGAGGUGGUGG
Molecule: messenger RNA, 4251 nt
Organism: Stereum hirsutum FP-91666 SS1
Lineage: Eukaryota; Fungi; Basidiomycota; Agaricomycetes; Russulales; Stereaceae
Product: isoleucine-tRNA ligase
Exons: 16
Coding region: 88-3321 (1077 amino acids)
Biological process (GO): isoleucyl-tRNA aminoacylation
Molecular function (GO): isoleucine-tRNA ligase activity; aminoacyl-tRNA deacylase activity; ATP binding
Source: RefSeq, a predicted model, not a curated record